Messenger RNA from Meloidogyne enterolobii, 963 nucleotides. Lineage: Eukaryota; Metazoa; Nematoda; Chromadorea; Rhabditida; Meloidogynidae. The record is from the annotation of a GenBank genome assembly.
AUGCCUCCCAUUUCCACAAUUUUAUUUAUUUUAUUAAUUAUCAUAACAAUUAUAAACAUUUCCACUUCCGAUGUUUGCGAUAAACUCAAGGAUGACAAAACUGCUUUUAAUUACUGUAAAAAGGUCCAUGGAAAUCGAGAGGAAGAAAAUAAACCGAAGAACCCAAAACUUAGAACGAAAAUGAGAAUAUCUUAUACACCAAGAUAUGAAUUGGCUUGUAUGUCUUUAGGCUGUAUUUGUCAGUAUUAUGGGGGCAAAUCAAGUAAUCGAGCAACUAAUGAUUGUACCCUUUCAAAUGGCCAAAAACUUAAAAAAGCAAAACGCAAAGAAUGGAGAAUGUUAACAGAUCAGGAAAAAAUGGAUACAUUUGCUGCAAUUGCAGAAAUGAAAAAGAAUGGGGAAUUUGACUAUCUGGCAAGAUUACACAAAGAUGCUUUUGAAGCUGGAAAGUGGCAUGGAUGUACAUCUUUUUUCGUUGUUCACAGAGAAUUUCUUAAAAGAGCUGAAAUAAUUUUGCGUAAAAUAAACCCAAAUAUUAGUAUGCCUUACAUGGAUGUUACUUUGGAUGCUCGCUUGCCAAAUCCGGCAGAUUCUAUUCUUUUUACUAAAGAGUUCAUAGGUAGUACAGAUGGAAAUGGUAAUGUAAUUGAUGGACCUUGUGCAAAUUUUAAGACACUUCAAGGGGACCCUUAUAUUACAAGAAAUGUUGGUAAAGAAGGUGGAAGAUUAAUGAAUGAAGAUGAUGUCCAAUGGAUUCUUGGUCAGACAAAGCUUGAUAGUAUAAUGACAUAUACAGUUCCUGGUGAUAAAUGUCCUUGUGAAAUAACAAAUAAAUGGCCAGAAUUUGUUCACGGAAAAACACACACUUAUUUUGGCGGACUUAUGUUUGACACAGCGUUAUCGGCUCAGGAUUCUUGCGCCUUUUUUACUUUCCAUAACUUUCUGAAUUUGGUAAGACCUUAA